AUGCCUCGCCGUUCACUUCGCAAUUCUGCGCCUACAAGACAGGCAAACAAGCGGCAGCCUGAUACUUCGUCCCCCGACCAGAAUAAGGAUUCAAAACGCCAGAAAAAUGCCACAAAUGCCACCAAAGAGCUACCGUCAAGGUCUAAGACCACGAGGCGCACGGCGUCAUCCACCGCGAAGAAGAGUAAAUACUUCACCAAGGAAGCCGAAGACCCCGACAUAAGCGAGAGCGACUCGACUCCAUUAACGUCCAAUGGCUCAAAAGGAGCCUCUACGAGAAAUGAUAACGAAACAGAGGAUUCAUAUAAUGCGGAAUCAGAAAACGCUGCCUCUUCGAGUGCCGAAGAUAGCGCGGGAGAAGAUAACGAAGAUGGGGAUGAGGAAUUCAGCGAGGAAGAGAGGAAUAAGAAAAAACCACGAGUGGCGCCGACGAAGAAAAGGAAAGGCGUCGGGAAGGGCGCCGUCCUCGAACCCCGCGGAUCUAGCAAAGGCAGUGAACUAUGGCGAGAGGGUGUGAAGACGGGACUAGAACCAGGGAAGGAGGUUUUCAUCAAGCUUCCAACCCCGAGGGAUGAUGGAGGUAUACCCUACGAAGACGGCACGAUCCAUCCAAAUACAGUGCUCUUCCUAGCAGAUCUCAAAGAAAACAAUGACCGUGAGUGGAUGAAAAGACAUGAUGUUGACUAUCGAAAGUCCAAGAAGGACUGGGAAUCGUUCGUUGAAAGCCUGAACGAGAAACUGGCCGAGAAAGAUGAGACUAUUCCAGAGCUGCCAGCAAAAGACCUGGUUUUCCGAAUCUAUAGAGAUGUCCGUUUUAGUCAUGACCAGACGCCAUACAAGCCACAUUUCUCAGCAGCAUGGUCUCGAACUGGACGAAAAGGCCCGUAUGCAGCAUACUACCUUCAUCUAGAACCUGGGAAAUGCUUUAUAGGGUCAGGACUAUGGAUGCCUGAAGCCAGUAAACUAGCACUUAUUCGUCAGGAUAUCGAUCGCAACUCGCAGCGGCUGAAGGCGAUACUGAUGCGUCAAGACGUCAGGGGCGAAAUCCUCGGCGGUAUUCCCAACGACGAGAAGAAGGUGAUCAAGGCCUUUGCUGACCAGAAUAAAGAAAGUGCUCUCAAAACCAAACCAAAGCAACUGCGCUCUAUCAGCAGCGACCGUCCGGUCAGUCAACUUGGCCAUCAGCAGGUGAAAUGCUCGACGUACCUCCGCUACCUCCAUCCGUGGACUCUCCGUAGGCCCGAUCCUGAUGAUUCCGGCUCAUCAGUCAAAGGUACCGCCCCUGGAGCCUUCAACUGGCCUUUAGGCGGGGGGGUUUUUGGCAGCCAAAGUUUGGGCCUCCAAGGGCCGUUACGGGCGGACCUGGCGCGGCCCUUGAUUUGCGUAGAGCUUCGCGCGCUCCCUCGCCACUACGAACGGAGCCCCUUUGAACCUUCUUGCUUGCAACCGUCCGUCCAGGCCGUCGGCUACAAUGCGGACAAUGAGAAUAUCGAACUGCUCCGUCUCCGCAGUUUUACGUUGAGCAAGAAACUGGCCGACAAGGAUCUCCGUGGGCCAGAAGCCAUGGACAAAGUGGCUCAUAUCGUCGGGAUCAUGGUUCAGUUUGUGAGUAUAAUUCAGCGCCGUCAGCCUGCAGCAAGAGGUUGUCUCCUGCACACCCGGUCUCCCCUCCCUCCCUCCCUCCCUCCCUCCCUCCCUCCCUCCCCGCGGGCGGUCUCUCCCAUCCCGCAGAGCCAGAGCUUCAUCCCCUCCAUCCCUUCCAUCCCAUCCCAUUCCAUCCCUCUCUCCGACUCAACGGGCGGUUUUCCCGCGGGCCUCUCGUCUAUAUUUCCAGGGUCCCAGAGCCAUCAUUUGUCCCACCAUGAUCCACACACACACACUGUAACUUUCCAUUCGCGGCUUAACCGUCGCAUGCAGGUCACAUAUCUGAACAGUAUCGUCAUGCCGGAUCCCGAGGAUGAAGACGGGGAUGAAGCUGGGGACCUGGAGGAUGAAGGCGACGGGUGA
Molecule: messenger RNA, 2007 nt
Organism: Arthroderma uncinatum
Lineage: Eukaryota; Fungi; Ascomycota; Eurotiomycetes; Onygenales; Arthrodermataceae
Exons: 10
Coding region: 1-2007 (668 amino acids)
Source: RefSeq, a predicted model, not a curated record